CUGUGAUAUGGUUUCGCCGCCUCAUAAAUUUAAACGGACAGUUGUUUUAGGGCAAACUGCGCGCAACAACAUCUCCGUCUAUUGGUCCAGGUCUGAGGAGUCAGUGUGACGCACCCAAGGCGCCAAUCCGCGAGUGGGACACUAACACCUGACGGCUUCAUUUACCCGACACUCGCCGGUCUUCUCCCUUCUCACGACAACUGAGCUCGGCUCUGCAGUGCAGUGCAGGGGCUGUGGCGUUGUAUGGAAGCAGAGUCUGCCCGCCCUACCGUGGUCAUGCUACCCCCCAAGACCUGUCUGCCCAGGAACUACAGCUGCAUUGCUGGACUCUUCGGCAGCCUGGCAGCGGCGAAUCCACGCCUGGAAGAUGGGGAGGAUUUGGAUAUAAUGAACGGCACUUGCGAGCCCAUCGAAAGCCCCGUGGUGGACGAGCGACCACGAGGCCGGGAGACCUUCCUCAAACCCCCGCAGAGCCCUAGUCUGCGCCGCAGAUGCAAGUCUCUACCCACUCCCACCGAGAGGGCAAAGUUGGAAAUCUCCCGCAGCAGAAGCCCAACAAGUCAGAAAAAGGUCCGCUUUGCAGACUCUCUGGGUCUGGAGCUCAUCUCCGUAAAACACUUCGACGACUCAGACGAGCCAGAAGUCCCCGAGCGUAUUUUGGCCAAGUUACCCAAAUCCACAGACUUUAAUCACCUGGCCACUAAAUUUCCCCGAGCCCCUCCACAGUCUGUCUUCAUGGAGCUGCAGUUUACCAGCCCAGGCACCCUCCCCGGCUUCGAGCAGAAAGUGCGUGAGGUGAAAGUCCUGCUGGAGAGAGUGGAGACAGACGAAUUCAGCCUCUCCGGCUUUGUGCGCGUCUUAAACGUGGCCUUCGAGAAGAGCGUCUCUUUGCGAUACUCACUCAACAACUGGCUCACUUUCAUGGACAGUUUGGCAUCUUACGUGCCCGACUCAAGCGACGGUGACACGGAUAAGUUCUCCUUCAAGGUGGUCAUGCCUACCUACAUGGAGAAUGGAGGCAUGUUGCAGUUCGCUAUAAAAUACACGGUCGGCGGCCAGGAGUUUUGGGAUAAUAACAACGGGAAUAACUACAAAGUGCGGCGUCACCGGUUCAAAAUGUCGCCACCUAAAGAAUGGGAGAACGGAUGGAUCCACUUUAUAUAAGCUCUGUCUCACUUUGCGUGCGUAAAUUUCGCGCAAUUGCUUCCCCCGGUACCUUAAUUAUGACUAAUGUGUACACGGACGUUUCAUUUCUGCCAUAGAGUGUAUGUGGAAACAAAUCCAUACAAUUUCUAAUAUGUUUCCGACUGUCGUGAGCAUUUGAGGUGGCCGUUGGGGGGUAAGCUGCCUUCAUGUCAGGGCUCUGUACAGCUCGGUGCCCUUUGGGGGGGCAUGUACUCGUUAUGUAACAUGGAAACACGUGACAGGCAAAAACGUGCCGGUUCAUGCUGAUCACAGCUCUUUGAGAAGAUGCUAUAACUUUAAUCAGUGAUGUGAGUUGUCAAUUUAUGCAGUAAUAUGGCUCAAAUAGGCAGUAAACAUGCAGUGUGGCGUGGAUGUCAUGCAAGUAUUCCUUGCACGCACUGGGAAAGGAGUAGUUGAGGUGUGAGAUCAAUCUUUUAUCUUCCAAAAGUUUCUGGUCAUUAUACCUAUCUAGCCUGUUAUGUCAUGCCAUUGAAAUGCCUUAGUUAAGCAUGUGAUGGGAAGUACAAUACAUCUAUACACAUUCAUCAUAUGCAUCAUUGUUAUUAAGCAUCUUUUUUCAGCGAUGACUCUCAGAACUAUUUUCUCCGUCACUGCAUUUUGGUUCAUUUCACUGUAUCUAAAACACUGUGACAAAGUGUAGAUUUGAAUUGUUCCUUUCAUCAUUUUUGAAAUACACUUUUAAAGUGUCUGAGUGCAAACAGAUUAUUUUUGAAGUAUUUUUUUAACAGAGACAUUGUACUACUUGUGCACUUUUACAAUUCAAGGCUAUUUUUCACUGACAUUGUAGAAAAACAGAAGUAUAUAGCGCAUCACUGUCAAAACUUAAUGUUGUAAAAGUGCAAUACUCCCCAACAUAUAGUCAAAUGUCUCUAGCCUUAUGCUAUUUCAAGUAUAAGUCUAAAUUGUCUUCCUAUUCUCUUCAAACACUUAUGAUCAAUGACUUCAGGUUUCAGAGCAGUUACUCGCCAUUAGUCUGUAUGUGCGAUAUCACCUUCUGUGUUUGUGGAAGUACAAGUCAGAACACUUUUGAAUUCACAGCUCUGACUGGAAUAGACCAUGGCGUUGUUUACAUUCCAGCAGUGUCACAGGGGAGCUCUUUUAAUGAUACCAUUUGGUUGACUUGAACGUAAACAAAAAACUUUUUCCCGUAAGCACUUAGCUUUUGGAGCACUUCCACUUUGAAGCGUUGAGUCUACUUUGUCAAAAUGCCUUGUGGUUCGAUAUGGGACUGCCAUACAAGGUUACUAAAAUGAGAGCUAAGCACUCUGAGACAAUAUAGGCCUCGUUUUCCUUAUAGUGCACAGAAAUGUGUUUAAGCAGUGCGAUGUGGAUGCAAAGGUCAGCCGCAGGUGAUAAUACUGUAUUUGUAGAGACUUGAGCAUCCAUGUAUCAUGAUAGCAUUAAGAUGGUGAACAUCAGUAUCGGUAAAAAAAAAAAAAAAACACAGGUGAUGAACAUUUUCUCCAUUUAGUAAACAAUAGUUUGAAGAAUGCGAUACUUUCCCACUGCUAAAUAUUUU
Messenger RNA from Dunckerocampus dactyliophorus (ringed pipefish), 2725 nucleotides. RefSeq names its product protein phosphatase 1 regulatory subunit 3E. Gene Ontology annotation, biological process: regulation of glycogen biosynthetic process. Bases 244 to 1164 code for a protein of 306 amino acids. Gene Ontology annotation, cellular component: protein phosphatase type 1 complex. The record is from RefSeq and is a predicted model, not a curated record. Gene Ontology annotation, molecular function: protein phosphatase 1 binding; glycogen binding. The transcript has a single exon. NCBI's taxonomy places the organism in Eukaryota, Metazoa, Chordata, Actinopteri, Syngnathiformes, Syngnathidae.